AGUUUUACCCUAAAAGUUUGUUUGUAUAAGUUUAAGAGGGAGUUUAACACAAACAAAAUUCAAAUUUGAAUAAAUACACGGAAUAGCAUGAAAGGGAGGGAGUAUUAGUCAAACCGGCGCAACUCUUUAUAUUCCCAUGCAACUUUUUAAAGAACUUUGAACCAACACUUUUUCAUUGUUUGCCCAACAUGCAACAAACGAACCAACCAUCAACCCCCGCUCUCCCCGGCAAGAACCGCCUCCUCGCCGCCGCGAAGUGCAGGCUCCCGCCGGUCAAGAUCAACCAGAAUGACACAAUUCAGAUCCUCACAAACAAGGCCUCCAUCGGUGCGGCGAAGUUUGCGGAAACCAUGUCGGAAGUCCUAAACAAUCUCAACAACAUUCCCAAAUCCAACCAGGAACAAAACAUCCUUUCCAUAGGUGACAUGGCGGACACGCCCGCCAUGUCCCCUAGGGAAAACAUAUCAUCCCACUGGAGGGACAUCCAAGGAUAUCGCGAGUGGGAGGGUCUUUUAGACCCCCUCCACCCCUGGCUCAGGCGCGAAAUCGUCAAGUACGGCGAGUUCGCGCAGGCCACUUACGACGCGUUCGACCUGGACCCGUACUCCGAGUACUACGGAAGCUGUCUCUACGCCCGCGACGAAAUGUUCCAAAAAGUUGGGAUCGCAAGGAACGGGUACGAGGUUGUCAGUUACAUCUACGCCAUGUCAUCGCCCCAGCUUGAAGUCCCAGACUGGCUGGAUGGGUCGACCCUGGCCCACGCGUGGAGCAAGGACUCGAACUGGAUCGGGUACGUGGCGGCGAGCAACGAGGAGGAGACGAGGCGGAUCGGGCGGCGGGACGUGGUGGUGGCGUGGCGGGGGACGGUGACGCCGUCUGAGUGGUCGGAAAACAUGCAGAAUAAAUUGGAAGCGGUCGGGCACGGGGACGCGAAAGUGGAGCAUGGGUUUCUUAGCAUUUAUACGUCAAAAUGUGACACUUCGAGGUUCAAUAAGAAGAGUGCGUCGGAACAAGUUAUGGAUGUGUUGGGGAAGUUGGUGGACUUUUACACUAGCAAAGGGGAGGAGGUGAGCGUCACCGUCACCGGCCAUAGCCUCGGCGGCGCGCUCGCCGUGCUCAAUGCCUAUGAGGCGGCGGUCCACUUUCCCGGCGUUCCCGUCACCGUCAUUUCUUUUGCUGCGCCAAGAGUCGGCAAUAUUGCUUUCCGGGACGAGGUUUGUUAUUAUCCUCGUAUUAAGAGGGAAAUGAAGAAAAAUAUAAGAGUGGUUUACCAAAAGGGAGUCAAGACAUUAAGAGUGACAGUGAAGCAAGACCUGGUGCCGAAAUGGCCCGGCGUCGUGUUCAACGAAGGCCUACAGAAGUACGACGACUUGAUCGGCCCGCUAGAGUGGGUGUACACGCACAUCGGGGUGGAGCUGAAGCUCGACGCGAGGUCCUCCCCGUACCUAAAGGGCGGGAUGAACCUGUUCGGGUGCCACAUGCUCGAGACGUACCUCCACCUCGUGGACGGGUACUGCAGCCUGAGGGUGCCCUUCAGGGAGGACGCGAAGAGGGACGUGGCGCUGGUGAACAAGGACUGUGAUAUGCUUGUGGAUGAGCUUAGGGUACCCCCCAAUUGGUACCAGCUGGGGAAUAAAGGGCUGGAACUUAACUCUUGUGGGAGAUGGGUGAGGCGCAAGAGGGUGUUGGAAGAUGAGGCCCCUUCAUUUCCUCCUCAUUUGUUGGUCUCUAAGGAAGAUGGUUUUAUAGAGGAAUGAGUUUAUGAUCCAUCUGUUAUGUUGUUGUCUAAUUAGUCUUGGGAGAAAUAUAUAAAAAAUUUAAAAAAAAAAGUGAUAUUUUUGUUGAAUGUUAUAUAAGAAACUAUGUAUUGCUUC
Messenger RNA from Cuscuta campestris, 1874 nucleotides. The record is from the annotation of a GenBank genome assembly. Lineage: Eukaryota; Viridiplantae; Streptophyta; Magnoliopsida; Solanales; Convolvulaceae.